This is a messenger RNA of Beta vulgaris subsp. vulgaris (sugar beet), 2423 nucleotides long. Its product is annotated as KH domain-containing protein HEN4. The record is from RefSeq and is a predicted model, not a curated record. NCBI's taxonomy places the organism in Eukaryota, Viridiplantae, Streptophyta, Magnoliopsida, Caryophyllales, Amaranthaceae. Gene Ontology annotation, molecular function: mRNA binding. Bases 148 to 2148 code for a protein of 666 amino acids. The transcript has 7 exons. Gene Ontology annotation, cellular component: cytoplasm; nucleus. Gene Ontology annotation, biological process: regulation of gene expression.
UUAAACCCAAAACCCUAAAGCCGUUGACUUUCUUGUCAAACCCACACAACACCAAGUCACCACUACCCUUCUCUUUCUUUCUCUCUCUCCUCCGUCAACAGUGGUCCAUUCCACUCCACUCCAAAAACCUCCCAAAAAUCAACAACAAUGGAACCUCCAUUCUCUCACAAACGCCACCACUCUCACUCACACUCACACUCACACUCAAACCCAACAUCAUCAUCGUCAACAACUCCACUCUCUCAGCAACAACCUAAAACCUCCAACAACGUAGUAGGAGUAGGAGAAUCCUUAUUUCGCAUCCUCUGUCCCGCCGAAAAAGUCGGCGGAAUCAUCGGAAAAGGCGGCGCCGUCAUUCGACAACUCCGAGAACACACUGGAGCUCGUAUUCGCAUCGUCGACGACCUUCCCCCUUUCUCUCGUUGUGAUGAGCGCGUUAUUCUCGUCGUCGCCGAUUCCAAAAACCCUAACCCUAACCCUAAUUCUUUGGAGGAGAGAGAAGAUGGUUCUCCUGCGCAAAUUGCGCUGUUGAAGGUGUUCGAGAGGAUAUUGAAGGUGGAUGAAGAGAGGAGUGAGAAAAUUGAGGAGAAGAGUGAGGAUGAGAGGAGAGAGAAUGUGAGUAAUAGUAUUAAUGGUGGAAAUGUUGUUUGUAGAUUGUUGGCGCCGAGUAAUCAAGUAGGUUCUGUUCUUGGAAGGGGAGGAAAGAUUGUUGAGAAAAUUAGACAAGAGAGUGGUGCGCAAGUUAGGGUUUUGCCAAGGGAGCAUCUUCCUCUUUGUUCUUCACCUGGUGAGGAGCUUAUUCAGAUCGUAGGAAAUUUUCAAGCUGUAAAGAAAGCUCUUUUGUCAGUUUCAAGCUGUCUUCAGGAACACCCCAGAGCUGAUAUGUUUCAAGGAGCUAAUAUUGCUAGCCAAACAGAUUCUUUUCCUCACCGAGGCUCACAUGCUGCCGAUCAUCACUCCAGGAGUUUCACAACUGUGUCAGCUUCUGAAAAUGUUGGACAUAACCAUAGGAUGAUUCCAGAAGAUGAUAUCAUUUUUAGAUUGCUAUGCCCUGCUGAUAAAAUUGGUAGUUUGAUAGGAAAAGGUGGGUCCAUUGUGCGGUCAAUUCAAAAUGAAACUGGGGCAUCCAUCAAGAUUGGUGAUCCUAUUGCUCCUGAUUCAGAUGAGCGGGUUGUAGUCGUAUCAGCGCAUGAGAGUAUGGACCUGAAACGCUCUCCUGCUCAGGAUGCUGUCAUUCGUGUGCACAGCAGAAUAGCAGAGGUUGGAUUUGAACCAGGUUCUGCCAUUAUUGCCAGGCUUCUUGUCCAUUCACAACAGAUAGGUUGUUUGUUGGGUAAAGGAGGCCUCAUUAUUGCUGAAAUGCGAAGACUUACUGGUGCUAGUAUUCGUAUUUUUGGCAGGGAACAAGGCCUGAAUCUAAAUACCCAAAAUGAUGAACUUGUGCAGGUCAUUGGGAGUGUGCAGUCAGUCCAGGAUGCUUUGUUUCAGAUCACUAGUAGGCUUCGGGAGAUUAUAUUUCCACCGAAACAACACGUUUCUCAUGUUAGUAGCUCGCCGUACUUCUCUGCCUAUCAGGAGUUGCCAUCUCCUUCAUUUCGGCCUAGACAUGAUCAAACUUCCCCAGGUCAUUACCAUUCGCCAGCUGAAAUGCCUCAUACAUAUGACAACCGUUCUACUGGUCAAGGGCAAGCUCAUCUGUCCUUUCCACAUGAUAUGGAUAGAACUGAUGGAGCUAAUGGUGAGAAUGAGCGGCAUCAUUAUGGUAGUGAUAGAGCUUAUGGCCUGUCAUUUGAGAGGCCCUCUUCCCCUAAAACGUGGCAUCCCCAGGCAGUUGAGUAUGGGAAUCCCAGCAGGUUUUCUGAUGCAGGUCCUGGGCCUUCAAGUAUAGCUAGUAAGAUAGAAAGUUGUCAGAUGCCAAUGGUGACAUCUGUAGAAGUUAUAGUUCCACAGAUAUUGCUUCCACAUGUCUAUGGAGAAAACAAAACUAAUCUCGGUCAUAUAUUACAGUUUUCUGGAGCGGAGGUAAUUGUUCAUGAUCCAAAGCCUGGGGCUAGUGAAGGUCGGGUUGUAAUAUCAGGGACUCCGACACAGCAGCAUGCUGCUCAAUGCCUCGUUCAAGCCUUCAUUCUCUGUGGUCAAGCAUUUUGAGAACCCUAGUGCAACCUGCAGAUAAGAAUCGGUGAAGAAGGUGAGAUGUACAUUUUUUUGUGCUUACAUUAUUGUUAGAUAUCCUCAAUUUUGUUUGUCAGAGUUGAUAUUUGUUAGAAAAUGGAAGCCAAAUCUCCAAUAUAUUGAUUAUUUACAUAGAUCUCAUAAAUUGGCCUAUUGUGUCUCCAUUCUUCUAUGUUUUGUGUACGCCUCUAGCUCCGGCAUUUUGAUGUAUAGUUUCUAUAUUUUAAUACGAUUUUAGUAUGUGUUUGUUA